AAGGUCGUUUAUUGAGUUUAAAAACUGAUUUCAGCCCUAUAUCAAAGGUCGUUAACGCAAUAAUAAUUUGUUUAGUACAUUUGAGUAUGAAGAAAUUGAACAAAAGCAUAUCCAUAGAGAAAAGGAAAAAACGAAUUAAAGUAAAAAAUAAAAGCAAAUUGCAACAGCACAUAUUGAAACUAUUGGGAGACCAUAAACUGAUUCGCUCCGUUAAUUUUUGCAAAUUUCAUAAGUUAAACACUCUUAAUCCAUUCAUUUUCAAGCUGGCUUCCAACAAAUCGCUUGCAUUAAAUUUGUAGUACGUGGUCGCUUCUCAGUGAAGUAAAACUUGUCUAGCGACUAUUUUUGACCCACUGAAACUUAUUCCGCUCUUGGCACGUCAGUGCGUAACUUGCCGGAUUCGGAUUUAAAGCUUAAUAGAGAAUGUACGUAUGUAUAGUUUCCGUGAUAUGAUAGUGCAAUUAAACAAGUAUAGUUUGCUUGACUUAUUUUAUAUCAAACCUAACUAGAAACGCCUUAUUACUUCGCAACAAUAAACUGCCGAUACAAUGGCUUCUAUAGAGGAGCGUUUUCAAGCCGCCGUCAAUGUGAUCAAAGGGUUGCCCAAAAAUGGCCCAUAUCAGCCUAGCACCGCCAUGAUGCUCAAAUUUUACGGUUACUAUAAGCAAGCAACAGAAGGUCCGUGUCAUCAAAAGCGUCCUGGUUUUUGGGAUGUUGUUGGCAAAGCGAAAUGGGAUGCCUGGAAUGAUAAUCGACACUUAGAGAAACAUCAAGCAAUGGAACGUUAUGUGAAUAAUUUGCGUGAAAUAAUUGAAACGAUGUCAUUUACCGAAAACGUACAAAACUUUGUUGGUAGUAUUAGUGGCUUGGACAAUAUAAAUUUAGAGGAACUAGAUAAAGUUGCACCGGGUAUGCGGGAACUUGCAGAAUCGCACCCAAAUUCACCAUUCAAUUCGAGAACGAAUAGUCCACAACAUGGUGUGAGUUUGAAUGGUAGCAGUGGUGAAGAAGAUGAGCUUCCUACUAAUUCUGCGAUAAACGGUUCCGUCUCACGCCAUAAUCAUCUCACUGAUAAUAAUUUAACAAAUGGCACAACUGAACGCGAUGGCAUUAACGCCCCACAAACAAAUUCUACAGUUUCUGCAAUACCAGAAAUACCUGUGACACACUCCACCUAUGCUAUGUCUAACGGCACUGUGGAUCAGUCUGAUGAUGAAUAUGGUGAUCCGGUGAAUAUGAAUAUAGAUAUUACUGAAGCAAUGCAGCACAAUUCUGAAAUGCUUAAGCAAAUUCAAGCCACAGUGCUGCGCAUGAAUGCAGAUUUAGUAGCAGUAAAUCAACGCAUGAAUAGCUUGGAAAAAUUGUUGAAUGAUAUGCGUACAACUGCAGCGCAGAAAGCUACAAAUCAAAACAGAGCCCGUGGAUACCCGAAAUGGUGGCCGUUUGCUGAUAUUUCACCGCUUUGGUUUACGUUACUAGUGUUAUGGCCUUUCGUGAUUGGAAGGUUAUCGCGAGCAGUGACAGUUCCACGUCGAAAGUAAAAGCAUGCGAAAUCGCAAAGUAAAAGAUGUCACAGUAGGAAUAUUACAAAUGUACAUUGGCGUUACUGGAUGAAGGUUAACAUUUGUUGGUAAAUAACGAUCUGAUACUUUCACAGCUUUACUUUAUUUACUUUUACUCUUGCGCAAAAUAAACUACAGAAUAGAUACUUUAUAUGCGAAUUUAAACAUGCGCAAAAAACAUAAGUAAUACGAAAGUGAAACAGCGGUAUAUAAAACUGGGAUCAGGUUUUGUGAUGCAUUGUAUUGUAACAUUUAUUUUUACAAGUAUAUGUUUAUAUUUUGUAUUUUUGCAUCUUAUUCUAUUUUUUUUAUGUAGAUCCAUAUGUACCUUUAUUCAACAUUCCCUAGUGAAAUAGGUAGUGCUCAAAACUAUCGAAAAUAAUCUUUAAUAUAAGCACACUGAAAAUGUAA
Messenger RNA from Bactrocera dorsalis (oriental fruit fly), 1973 nucleotides. Its product is annotated as acyl-CoA-binding domain-containing protein 5. Gene Ontology annotation, molecular function: fatty-acyl-CoA binding. Lineage: Eukaryota; Metazoa; Arthropoda; Insecta; Diptera; Tephritidae. The record is from RefSeq and is a predicted model, not a curated record. The transcript is spliced from 4 exons. Bases 549 to 1541 code for a protein of 330 amino acids. Gene Ontology annotation, biological process: fatty acid metabolic process.